AUGCCGUCUCUAAAGGCCUUGGCCAUUCAGGCAGAGUCCAUUCAUGCUGAAAUCCAAGAAGCCACUACGGAUUUCGUCGCGGAGAGGAGUGCCAGUCCAGAGCUGGCACAGCUGGAGCAUGUCGACUCCUGGCCAUCGGAGGUUCAGGGGCACCGGUCUGACACGCCCACGACAGAGCCCGACGCGGGAUUUGCGAGCGCGCAGUCCACCGUGGGUCUCACCAAGAUGGCCCUGUUCCAGCCCCAGUCGACAGCUACACGCGAAGCGGCCGCACUAUGGUGGGCAUGGAAGCAUUUGCAUGCCCAGAACAAGCACUUCCAUACCCACACCAUCCUUGGGCGGUGCAGGCUCCUGAUCGAUAAGACGAUUUGCAAGACCCAUGGUGAUACUCUAGUUUUACAGAGCACUCCAGAAGCUAAGGAGGUGGAGAUCAAUGAGAUCAACGAGAUCGCCAAGACUACCGAGACUAACAAGACCGCAAAGGCCACCGAAGCUGCGGAGACUAUGGGGGCAGCUGCAGAAGAAAACCGAUUAGCAGACAGCAAUGGGAAUGUUAUGCCAUGGUCGGUGUGGUCUUCGAGGCAACGGAAGCUGAUUGUCCUGACAGCCUCAUUUGCAUCACUGCUAUCGCCACUGUCGAGUCAGAUCUACUUUCCAGCUCUAGGAGCGAUUGCCCGGGACCUACAAGUGAGCGACAGCCUUGUCAACCUCUCGAUCACGACGUACGUGAUUCUACAAGCCAUAGCGCCGACAUUUACGGCACAGCUGUCGGACGAGGUGGGCCGGCGACCGCUCUACAUGACGUGCUUUGUGCUAUACACAGGGGCCAACAUCGGGCUGGGGGUGCAGCACAGCUACACGGCGCUGCUCGUGCUAAGGUGUGUGCAGAGCGCAGGAAGCAGCGGCAUGGCGACCCUGGCGAGUGCCGUGGCCACGGACCUGACAACGCCAGCCGAACGCGGCCGCUACAUUGCCUACGCGGCUGCCGUGCCUAUGCUGGGGUCGACACUGGGGCCUAUCAUCGGUGGCCUUCUGGCCCAGUUUGCCGGCUGGCACUCCGUUUUCUGGUUUCUGGUGGCGUUGACUGGCGUCGUCGUCCUCGUGAUGGUCCCUCUCUUCCCCGAGACCUGCCGCAAGAUCGUCGACGACGGAUCCAUCCCACCGCAGCGGUGGAAUCGCUGCUACGCCAACGUGCUACUCGAGAAUCGUCUCACGGCCACGUCUCAAGAAGGCUUGUCACAGCUGCUCGCAGCCCGCACCGAGCGCGACGCGCGCGCGAGGGCGCGUCCCCGCGUGCGACUGCCGAACCCCUUGGCCACGCUGCGGCUGCUGUUGCAGCGCGAGUGUGGCGUGGCUCUGCUCUAUAGCGCGCUGCUGUGCUGCUCAUUCUACGCGACGCUGUCCCUGAUCCCGUCGCAGUUUGGUGCCGUCUACCACUUCAACGAGCUGCAGAUUGCGCUUUGCUACAUCCCCUUUGGCCUCGGCAGCCUUGUCGCCGCCUUUCACCGCGGACGCAUGCUCGACGCCAAUCUGCAGCGCCAUGCCCGCCGCCUCGGCAUCGUCUUGGAGAAGAACCGCAACACCGAUCUGGCCGACUUUCCCAUUGAACGCGCCCGCCUAGAGGUCGCCCUGCCUACUAUCGUCCUUGGCAGCGCCAGCAUGGUUGGCUUCGGUUGGAUGCUGCACGCCCAAGUCAGUUUGGCCGGGCCGCUCAUCUUUCUGUUUGUCAUGGCCUUUUGCAUAUCGUCCUCGCUCAACUGCGUCGUCUGCCUCAUGCUCGACGUCUACCCCAGACAGGCAGGCGCCGUCACGGCCGCCAACAACCUUGUCCGCUGCCUCUUCGGCGCUGCCGCCACCGCCGUUGUCGUACCUAUGAUCAACGGCAUCGGUGUGGGCUGGGCCAUUACUAUCUUUGCCGUCAUUAACAUCAUCGCACUACCGCUGCUGUGGUAUGUUAUGAAAAGGGGACCGGUCUGGCGUGCCGCGACGCGGCAAAAGAAUCUGGAUAAAAAGGCAGCCCAGGGAGUUCCUCAGGCAGUCUGA
Messenger RNA from Grosmannia clavigera kw1407, 2043 nucleotides. RefSeq names its product major facilitator superfamily transporter. Gene Ontology annotation, molecular function: transmembrane transporter activity. Bases 1 to 2043 code for a protein of 680 amino acids. Lineage: Eukaryota; Fungi; Ascomycota; Sordariomycetes; Ophiostomatales; Ophiostomataceae. The record is from RefSeq and is a predicted model, not a curated record. Gene Ontology annotation, biological process: transmembrane transport. Gene Ontology annotation, cellular component: membrane. The transcript has 2 exons.